Archocentrus centrarchus (flier cichlid) is the source of this 3834-nucleotide messenger RNA. RefSeq names its product glia maturation factor, beta (gene gmfb). Gene Ontology annotation, biological process: negative regulation of Arp2/3 complex-mediated actin nucleation; actin filament debranching. Lineage: Eukaryota; Metazoa; Chordata; Actinopteri; Cichliformes; Cichlidae. The record is from RefSeq and is a predicted model, not a curated record. Gene Ontology annotation, molecular function: actin binding; Arp2/3 complex binding. Gene Ontology annotation, cellular component: cortical actin cytoskeleton. The transcript has 7 exons. Bases 111 to 539 code for a protein of 142 amino acids.
GGUCACAAGAUGAUGCGAAGGGAAAAAAACCAACAAAAAAAGAAGCACUGAAAGCGUCCCUACCAUUCAGAACACCCGCCGCAGCUCCAGGGAUUUUCAGCUCCGCAACGAUGAGUGAAUCACUGGUGGUGUGUGAAGUGGAUGAAGAUCUGGUUAAAAAGCUGAGGGAGUUUCGUUUCCGGAAGGAGACCAACAAUGCAGCUAUCAUUAUGAAGAUUGAUAAAGACAAGCAGCUCGUUAUUCUUGACGAAGAACAUGAGGAUAUUUCUCCUGAUGAUCUAAAGGAUGAACUGCCAGAGAGACAGCCAAGAUUUGUCGUCUACAGUUAUAAGUACCAACAUGACGACGGACGUGUGUCUUAUCCCCUCUGCUUCAUCUUCUCCAGCCCAGUGGGUUGCAGACCGGAGCAGCAGAUGAUGUACGCAGGAAGCAAAAACAAACUGGUGCAGACUGUCGAACUGACCAAGGUGUUUGAGAUCAGAAACACAGAGGACCUGACAGAGGAAUGGCUUAGAGAGAAACUUGGGUUCUUCCGCUAAAGCCAUCGCCUCACCCAGAGAUCUGGGAUGUGAGGAGGAUCCCGAUUGCACAACUCGUGACAUCACUUGGAGAGAACACACCACAGUUAACCUUUCCCUCCUCCCUGCAUCAGACCUGAUUUAAAUAGUGUUUGCAAAUGCUCUCAAAAGUCAGUUUUAGGCUCGCUCGGUGGUGUUUAAUGCUCAUUAUGGUUCAUCACACGCCAGAAGGUGCAGACAAUUACAAGCGUUUGAAUGCUUCUCUGUGACUGCCAACAUUUCUAACAUUUCCUAAACCUCACCGACCCGGCAGCCUAAAACUGAAGAUACUGUUUGAUGCAGGUCUGUUAUUGUCUCUGUACAAUCUCUCCUUAUGCCAUUUAUGUGUCUGUUUUGAAUUAAUGAGGGCUGCCUCCAAAAGUUGACUAAAUUGAUCAAAUUUUUAAUUGGUGGGUUGAUUGCAAAGGGGAAAUGACUUCGCCUGCAGGAAGUGGUGACACUCAGUUAUUUGCAGACAGAUAAUGUUUUUUAUGCAGCUACUCCCUGAGCUUUUUGGCUGGUAGUUGCAUAUGAUGGACAGGAAACCAAAAGUGUGGCAUAACUUUGAGAUAAAGGAUAAGCCCAAGAAAUUUUUUUUUGCACAGUGUUAUUACUGUGUUAUUACUUUUAACUUUAUUUCUCAGCCUUGGUUCUUAGAUUUAAAUACAUAAAUUAAUAUGAUAAAUAUGUCACUGCAAUUUCUAGUCAACUACAAAAGUCUUUGGUGGGGGGGCAGCCCUACAAUUAACAUUCUCAUUCCUCUUUAAGUGCAGAAAUGGAUCCUUUCUAUCAGUCAAAAGAAUUCAAAAACUUGUUAACAACGCUUUCUGUUUCUUCUAAACGUUUACACUCUGAACCCACUAAGUUUUACCCUUUCAGUCUUAUUUUUUAGGGUUUUUUUAUAGUCAUUUCUGGUGUUUGUAGGGUUAGUUAAACAUAUACUUUAUAUUCAUUCAUUUUCUUUUAUUGUGAAAAACAAACUUCCUGCCAGAACCUCUGAACAAUCAUAGCUACAGUACUGUGUUUGGUUUAAGUCCAUCUCAUCUCUCCUUUAGUAUUCAUUCAAGGGCAUUUCAGUUAUGAUUUACAGUAACACUAAUACAGCUAUUUAUCUAUAUGAUGCAUUGCAUCUUCUCCUGUGCACAAGAACAAGCUGGCGGAAGCCCUGGAGUGGUGCUUAUUUAGCUGCAGAUGUAACCUUGUUAGUCUGUCAUCAGACAGACUAACAAAUCUCUGUUUAGAGGAGAAAAAAAAAUCAGUCUGAAUUGUGGGUAAUAUGUUUGACCUGCAUGGUUGUUACAAGGAUCUAAUGCUCCAGGAAAACAAUAUUUUCCACCGAAACAUUCCAGACAUAAACAUUUACACACAGAACCUCCGUCUCCAGCGACCAUGACAGUGACGAUAACGCUGUGCACAGGGUGGUACUUCCCGCCCUCUUUUUAAUCUACUGGGCGACUCUGUUUAAAUGGGUUUCUGUGUCUUUAGGGUGAUUGUUAGCUCCUGUCGUGCAUUAUAGCUCUUACUAUUAUCGGUGUUUAUGAAUGUCGUGCUUAAAUCCAAUGUAAAGCCACGUGGAUUGCUUCAUGGUUGUCGCAACCUCGAGAAUGACUGCUGCGAUUUUUCUCCAAAUGCCAGAUGUGCCAGACUUGGCAGGUAAAUGACAGCAUCUGGCUGAUUUACAUUCUCCAUGCAGACGCGGGAUUUGACUGGUGUAGCUUUCUGAAAGGCAGACGCUGAUUUUGUUUUAUGUUUUGAAUGUGCCAGCAGCUCAUUUUUGUGCCAAUGUCUAAUAUCCUCAGCUCAGUCUGUAUUUUUUUAGCUUUGAGCAUUUUUAAAAUACAUUGUGCUGGAGCACGCAGCUCAAACACUUUACAAAUGUAUGUAUUUGGCUUUUCAUGCCCCAAAGGGACAACUUUUUUUUUUUUUUUGUUCCCUGCUGAAUAUUGUCAGCAUUUAAACCAGUGCAGCACACUACCCAAAGGAUUAGCAGCUCUGAGCAGCAGAAUGACCAACCCCAGAUAGUUAAAGCUGUAUAAGAAUGUACUAUGCAUGUAUUGCAGAUAAUACAGGCUGGUUUUAUUAUGAUAGAACAGGAGUAACCUCAGUAGUGGAUGACCUGAGUAGCACACUUCUUUUUUAAAAUAUUUAAUAAAAACCUAACAUCAGCUCGGUAUAUUGGUCUGAGCCUUAUCGUGGGUUAUUUUUUUACCCUGAAUUAGCACAGUGAUUUGACACUGCUACCACACCAAGGCCAAAAGCAGUUUUUCCCAGAAACCUUCCCAGCGAUCUGGCUCAAAGAUGUGUUCGCACAAUCAAACUGCUCCGCAUGAAUCAUCAGUAAGGGGAGGGUUUUAUCCAACAGGAAGGGUGGCACAUGUCUGAUCACUUGUUUUGAUGUCUACUAAUAACGCUACACAUUUUGUCAGCUUGGUAUUAGCCAGUUUUAUGCUGCCGCAGCAGAAAAACACAGCUCCACUAGAGUGAUAGUCAAGUUUAUAAAGUUUUUUUUUUUAAAUGAUCUUAAAUGACCUGAAAAAUGCUUCAGAAACUCGGGAAAUUCUGCAAAAUGCACAUUGUCAGCUUGAAAUGAAUACUGUUUACUGAAUGAAAAUCAGCCUAACUCUAUAAUGUGCAAUGUACUGGGUUAGAUGUGAAUAGAUUUUUCUAAAUUCUAAAGACCUCUAAAAUGUGGAGAGCUACUGGAGAAGAAGUGCGCGUUUUAAUGUAAGUGAGCCUUACAGAAGGCUUCCUGGUGACAUGUUUUCUGAACAGCUGCAUUGAAGUCUCUGAUACCGUUUAUUUGCACAUGAACGCUUUAAAAGGUUUGCAUCUCAAUCAUCAGGUGUGGUGAUGUUUCUAAACUGACAGUACUGUCUCUAAAGAAAGCCUCUGCUAUUGCUAUUUUAAAUGGGAUGUGUAAGAAACUGUCCAUUCAUUGUGUAUCAAACUCCAGUUAACUAAGAGCCCCCUUUUGGUUUUGAGCCAUGUAUCUGGUUAUGUCCUGUGGAUCUAAUAGCUUUUCCUCUUUAUGUGGUGAAUGCGUAUAUUUUUUGGCCUCUAAAGGUUUUUUACUUUAACCUGCGAUUGUGUUGUCAGCUCUCGGUGUCCUUUGAUUAAAUGCCUCUUCUAUUUUCUUUCCUUUUUACUAAAAUGCACCUGAAACAUCUGUCAUAACCAGCUGCCUCGUGGCAUCAGUGAAACUUGAGAUAUUUGUAUUUUCCCAUACUUUAUAAAAGUGUCUUGUCCUGUUGUCCAAAUAAAAUGACAGUGAUAGUUA